Messenger RNA from Didymodactylos carnosus, 1281 nucleotides. The record is from the annotation of a GenBank genome assembly. Lineage: Eukaryota; Metazoa; Rotifera; Eurotatoria; Philodinida; Philodinidae.
AUGCUUUGUCUUUCACAGAACCCAACUGACGAACCAAAACAAUCUGAAGCCUGUCGAUGUAAUACACCGACCACCGUAAGACGGUCAUCACAACCACAACAAGGCCCAGAACAAACCUUAAAAGAUAAUACAGCAGAAACCUCAAAAGAGAGUACAGCAGCCAAGUGGCUUAAUACCAGCGUAAAACCGGACAAUAUUCCCUACGAAAAACCACCCGAGUCAGCUAUUAAUAAUCUUGAACUUUUUGAUAAAAUCUGUGGCUCAAUGAUCGGACUGGCCAUUGGUGAUGCCAUGGGUGCUCAUGUUGAAUUUCGUCCUCGAGCUUUUUUGGAACAAAACCCGGUGAAUGAUCUAAAUGGCGGAGGGACCUGGAGUCUAGAAGCUGGUCAAUGGACGGAUGAUACAUCCAUGGCUCUUUGCCUCGCGGCUAGUCUUAUCGUUAAGAAAGGUUUUAAUGCGUACGAUCAACUCGUCCGAUAUAAAUGGUGGUGGAGACAAGGUUACAUGUCAUCAACUGGUAAAUGUUUUGACAUUGGGAAAUCAACAAAAGCAUCCCUCGAUCUAUUUGUUAGCAGACAACAUAAAUUUCAAGAACAACACAAGAUAGGCGACUUUAAACAACUUGAUUCAUUAUCUGAUGAGUUAUCAAAACAAUUCGAUACAAAUUGUAGUAAUAAAAAUGUUGAUAGUAACGGUGCACUAAUGAGACUCACCCCCGUCGUUCUGUUCUAUUGUCAGUCAGAAUCGGGGACAUACGCCAUUCAUUUUGCUGGUGAAAGUGCUCGAAUCACUCACGGUGGAGAAAAAGCAGUAGAUGCCUGUCGUUACUACGCCUCCUUAAUCUAUGCUGUUAUUAAAGGUCGGUCCAAGGCAGAGAUACUAGAUCCACUAUUCUACAAACGUCAUUUUGACAUGGGUUGGUUUAGCGAUAAACAAUUACAUCCAGACAUCGCACGUGUUGCUGAGGGAUCCUAUCGACAGAAAGACAGAAAUGAAAUAAAAGCGGGUUCCAUGGCCGAAGAAGCACUUGAAGCAGCACUGUGGGCUUUCUAUAAUGAUGACGAUUCUUUUCGUGUUGGUGUCCUUAAAUGUGUGAAUUUAGGUGAUGAUACAGACACUGUGGCAGCCAUAUACGGUCAGUUAGCUGGAGCUUAUUAUGGAGCGGGUCAACUUCCUAUGAAAUGGAUACAACAAAUAUACGCUAAAAACUUUAUUACCUGUAUAGGAGAUUGGCUUUGUUAUGAGGGUGCUCAAUGGUGGCAAACCAAAAAAACGAAAUAG